Molecule: messenger RNA, 1493 nt
Organism: Xenopus laevis (African clawed frog)
Lineage: Eukaryota; Metazoa; Chordata; Amphibia; Anura; Pipidae
Gene: arfip1.L
Product: ADP ribosylation factor interacting protein 1 L homeolog
Exons: 10
Coding region: 291-1481 (396 amino acids)
Biological process (GO): intracellular protein transport; regulation of Arp2/3 complex-mediated actin nucleation; intracellular protein localization
Cellular component (GO): trans-Golgi network membrane; Golgi membrane; Golgi apparatus
Molecular function (GO): phosphatidylinositol-4-phosphate binding; protein domain specific binding; phospholipid binding
Source: RefSeq, a predicted model, not a curated record
UUGGUUAUAGCUCUGUGACACUGCAUGACAGUCUCUGACCAGGAUACACACCCAGGCCAGUCGAAUUGUUACGUGGGGGAAGUCAAACAUUGCACGUCGAGAUUGUGGCCUUAUUUCCGGAUCAUAGAGUCAGAACGUGGUGCUAGAAGGGACUCUGCCAACUAGCUCCUCUAUUUCCGGGUGUAUGAACUCUGCAUGUUUCCGAGGGGGGUUGAUUCCGCCGGCUUCAGACGCUCAGCGGGGAAGUAAUUACAUUCACCCGAGCUGCGGGGAAGAGAGCAGCAACAGAUAUGUCUGAGAACACCACACCUUAUGAUGACACAUUACCUGCAGCUGAAGGCCAAGAGGUGCUGACAAUGGCUCAAGAUUCACCUAGAAAUGAAGUAGCUGAAAUUACUGUGACCAGCAAUGGAGAAGUUGAUGACACAUCAGAGCAUAGUUUUAAUUUGGACCUAAAGCGUUCAAUAUCAGCUGGACUUGGACUUUCCGAAACGCAGAUCACUUCACAUGGCAUUGAUAGCACCGCAGAAGGUAUCGUUGAAUCGGGGCCCUUUCAAGGUUCCUUCACUUCUCCCAGGUAUCCAGUAAUAUCCCCUAGCAGUACAGCAGCUAGCAGACUGGCUGGCCAAGAAGAUGAUAUAAUUGUUCCCUCAGCUGAGCAGCAGAGGAAACAGCAGACGAGUGGCCCGGUUGUUCUUGCAGAGGAACCUAGAAGCACAGCUGUUGAAAAACUUGAGCUUGUUAGAAGAUGGAGCCUUAACACAUACAAGUGUACGCGCCAGAUCCUCUCUGAGAAACUAGGUCGUGGCUCCAAAACAGUGGACCUGGAGCUGGAGUCCCAGAUAGAAAUCCUUCGAGAUAACAAAAAGAAGUACGAGAAUGUUCUGAAGCUGGCACAAACUCUCUCCACGCAGCUCUUCCAGAUGGUACAGACCCAGAGGCAGUUGGGAGAUGCUUUUGCUGACCUCAGCUUGAAGUCUCUAGAGCUCCAUGAGGAGUUUGGAUACAAUGCAGAUACGCAGAAACUUCUCGCCAAAAAUGGGGAGACUCUCCUGGGGGCCAUGAACUUUUUUAUUUCUGGUGUCAACACUCUAGUUAACAAAACCAUUGAAGACACCCUGAUUACUGUGAAGCAGUAUGAAGCAUCCAGGAUUGAGUAUGAUGCAUAUCGUACAGACCUUGAAGAACUGAACAUGGGCCCACGUGAUGCCAUCACAAUGCCGAAGAUUGAACAGUCGCAGCAGCUUUUCCAGAGCCACAAGGAGAAGUAUGACAAAAUGCGGAAUGAUGUUUCUGUCAAACUCAAGUUUCUGGAGGAGAACAAGGUAAAAGUACUGCACAAUCAACUUGUCUUGUUCCACAACGCAAUAGCCGCCUAUUUUGCCGGAAAUCAGAAGCAGCUGGAAGAGACGCUGAAACAGUUCCAUGUGAAAUUGAAAACCCCAGGCGUGGAUGCCCCAUCCUGGUUGGAAGAGCAGUAAUAAAUACAUUUU